UUGUUAUUUUGCUAUGUGAUUGGAUCUGUUUCGCUUCUUCUUCUGGAAAAAAUUGUAACUUUAAGUAAGUUUUGAGAAGAUAAAUUAAGGGAAAAUGAAUUAAAUGAAGUGGGUAUAUGUUUGUAUUGAGAUCCUAGGAUUAAAUUUUGGUGGAUUUAAGUUCCACUGUGCUACGAUCUUGUUCUGGAAUAUUGCUUGAAAUAAAGAUGACUAAUUUUAUCUUGUGGGUAGAUUUCGUUUGUGAAUAUUUGAUUUUAUCAUAUUUUGGGUUGCUAUGGAUAUAUCAUGGCUUUCUAUUGGUAUAAGUUUCAGAUGCAUAUGUUGAUAAUGAGUGCAUAAGUUCAACGAAAUUAAGUAGUCAACAUUAUGGUCUAAGUUGAUUAUGAAUCAUUUGGUAGUUUAAAGGGCAUUGCACUUAAGAUAAGGGAAACCAUGUGAGUUUGCAGUUCAUGGGAAAAAAUCUACUUUUUUAAUAAGCAAUGUUUCAUGUCAAAAAUAUCUUAUAAAUGGCAGACUGGUGCACUAAGCUUAGGCAGGUUCUGGGAAGGGCGAGGCUACAUUGGAUUUAUUGUACGCAUUCUUACUUUUCAUUUCUGCAAGAGGAUAAGGGAACCCAUUGAGUUUGCAGUUCAUGGAAAAAAUCUAUCUUUUUUUGAUAAGCAAUGCUUCAUGACAAAAAUAGCUUAUAAAGGGCAGGCCGGUGCACUAAGCUUAGCUGGGUUCGUGGAAGAGCGAGGCUACAUUGAAUCUAUUAUAUGCAUUCUUAUCUUUCAUUUCCGCAAGAGGUUAUUUCCACGGCUUGAACUUGUGACCUCAAUCCUCACACGACAAUAACUCUUACCAUUGCGCCAAAGACUACCCCAGCUUAUACUGAACUAAAAUACCACUGUGCCUUUCCCUAACAAACUAAUGUCAAGAAAACACCUUCACUUAUAUGCGGGAAUGAGUGUCCUUGGAAGUUACUUUUUACUUAAAUUUAUGCCCGAAACAUUUUCAUUUCCUUCCAACUUGGUUCCUAGUCUGUGAAGCGUGAAAGUUCAGGAGGAAGAUUGACGAAGCUGAGGGUUUUCAAUUCUGGACAGGUGAAUCGAUGGAUGCUUUGCGUUCAGCAGAUAUGAAUUCUGACCCUGGUGGUUUUGAAUGCAAUAUCUGCUUUGAGUUAGCUCAAGAUCCUAUAGUCACUCUUUGUGGCCACCUUUAUUGUUGGCCAUGUCUUUACGAAUGGUUGCAAGUUCAUUCACAUUCCUACGAGUGCCCAGUAUGUAAGGCUCUCGUAGAAGAGCACAAGUUGGUUCCGAUAUAUGGACGAGGCAAAUCAAGUUCUGACCCAAGAUCUCGGUUAGUACCUGGGAUCAAUAUCCCUAAGCGUCCAAUGGGACAGAGACCUCAAACUGCUCCAGCUGUAGAUAUGGACUAUCUCCGACAUGAUGAAUUGGAUCCCAUAGGGGGGUUCAGGCCCGUGCCCAUGCCCAUGCCCAUGCCAAGUGCAAGGUUUGGAAACUCGAUGUUAUCUGAUCUUUUUGGAGCUAUUCCAGCUUUUUUUAACCUUCAUGUACAUGGAUUUCAUGAUGCCACUGUUUAUGGGGCGACUACAGGAGUCCCUUACCUCUUUUCCGGUUCCUUUCACGGGGGUUAUGCUCAUGGUUUCCAUUACUCUAACCACCUAGACGGAACAAAAUUCUUUAUGAAGAUGCUUUUCUUGAUCAUCGGUUUCCUCUUAAUCAUUUCCCUAAUUUCAUAAGGCCUGAAGUGUUAUAGAUUAACGAUGUGUAAUCGUUAAUCAUACAAGUGUAUGUAUCCUAGUGUGCUAGACCUACAUAUGUGUAGUAAACCAGGUGCAACUCUCCUGCACAUUAUUAUUAGUUAGGAUUAGGUAUGUACUUAGCACCAGAAUCUGCACCAAGUUUUUCUCUUAAUAAAAAGCUGGUGGAGCUUCUUCUUCUUCAAAUUGUUCUGUAACUAUUUAACAAGAGGGUGAUGUUUGGGCCUGAUAUUUGAGUGAAUUCUUGAUUCAUAUCCA
Nicotiana tabacum (common tobacco) is the source of this 2020-nucleotide messenger RNA. Its product is annotated as E3 ubiquitin-protein ligase RMA3-like. Gene Ontology annotation, biological process: ubiquitin-dependent protein catabolic process. NCBI's taxonomy places the organism in Eukaryota, Viridiplantae, Streptophyta, Magnoliopsida, Solanales, Solanaceae. Gene Ontology annotation, cellular component: endoplasmic reticulum. The record is from RefSeq and is a predicted model, not a curated record. Gene Ontology annotation, molecular function: ubiquitin protein ligase activity.